GUUUGCGCAGCAACCAGAUAUUGCCAAUUUGACCAUCAAUACUAACUGUCGCCGUCAAGAUGAUUGAACCAUCCCUCAAGGCGGUUAGUAGCCCCCGUUGACCCCGAAAACCUGCAUCGACGAAUUUCCCUCGAAAAAGAAGGCGACGAGAGGCCAUCACGACAAAGGCAGCAAGGCAGCCAGCGACGACAUCCACCCAAACGAACAUGGCGACGACAACGACGACAACGACAACAAGCGCCCGAUCAAUUCGCCCAACCGAUUACAGCUUUGGAGGAAUUACGUGUAUCUGACCAUGGUGUUGCUAUUCUAGUUGGCGUCGAAGUUCAACUGCGACAAGAUGAUUUGCCGCAAGUGCUACGCUCGUCUCCCUCCCCGUGCCACCAACUGCCGCAAGCGCAAGUGUGGCCACACCAACCAGCUCCGCCCCAAGAAGAAGUACGUCUACGCUCUCCUCCGAUACCGAUUCCGAUCAACACAACCAGCACCAUCAGCACCAGCACCUCAAUUACCUCGCACCGCUUCUGUCCCUUCCAUCACCGCAUUCACCACUAUCACCGCUGCCACCACCUUAAACUCCGACCGAUCGCACACAAGACAUCGUACUAACAAUUCCCCCCCUCUAGGCUUAAAUAAGCGGAUCGCCCCCCACUCGGGCUCAGACUCGGCAGUUCUUUUCUUCGACAACGAGGACGUAUUGGUGGACGACUAUGGCUUGCUUUGUUGUCGCUGUCGCUAUCGCUGCAGCGGCGCCUUGACGGAAGAAGAGGAUUGGAAACAUUCAGCACUUCUGGCUGCUGCAACACCGCUACAACAACAUCAUCCGGACUACAUCACCACUUUUCGGGCUGGGGCGGAUUUGUUAGCAAAGCAAGACUCCUGUAGCACGAAUACGAAGACUGCUGCCGUCUGGCCUUGGUUUUAGGUUCAUGAUGACAGUCUGAAAAAUCAUACCCUGUUUUGAGGCAAAGCCAUUGUGUGACUGGUGCAACAAUGGGAGCGACAUAAAGGAUCAACGACAGGAACAGCAGGACGAAUGACGACCGGCGUCGGCGAGUGCCCAUGACUGAGGAAUGACGGAGGGUGCGCGAGCAGAGGCAACGACACAGGCUCUGGUGUCGCCACGCCCACUGCCUCCCAAACCUGCUCUCAUGACAGGUAAGCCCGCGAUGUUUCGCCUAUCAGAAACCCAUCUUCAACACUCUGUCGCAAACCGUCCUCAUCUCACAACAAGGAACACGGCCGGC
This is a messenger RNA of Neurospora tetraspora, 1247 nucleotides long. Its product is annotated as ribosomal L40e family-domain-containing protein. Gene Ontology annotation, molecular function: structural constituent of ribosome. The record is from RefSeq and is a predicted model, not a curated record. The transcript has 2 exons. The coding region runs from base 341 to 925 and encodes 194 amino acids. Gene Ontology annotation, cellular component: ribosome. Gene Ontology annotation, biological process: translation. NCBI's taxonomy places the organism in Eukaryota, Fungi, Ascomycota, Sordariomycetes, Sordariales, Sordariaceae.